AUGGAUAGCUCUCUGAAACAGCCAAACUUUCUCUUCAUUCUCGCAGAUGAUCUAGGGUUCUCCGAUAUAGGCUGCUAUGGAUCCGAGAUACACACGCCAAAUAUUGAUGAGCUCGCAGCGCAAGGUGCAAGAAUGAUCAACCACCAUGCUGCAGCCGCUUGCUCGCCGACACGAGCAAUGCUACUGAGCGGGACAGAUGCCCAUCUCGGUGGACUAGGCACUCUGAUCGAAUUCAAGCAAAACGCGAAGGGCGCGGAGCGGUGGUCAGGCAAAGCCGGCUACGAGGGGUUUCUCAAUCGCGAUGUGGCUGUCUUGCCUGAGAUACUACAGGACAACGGAUACUUUACUGUGAUGUCUGGAAAGUGGCAUCUAGGUAUGCGGACGUCACAAGGCCCAUGGGAGCGCGGCUUCCAGAAGGCAUUUGCAAUGCUCCCUGGAUGCUGCAAUCAUUACGGAUGGGAGCCGGUUCAGGAGAAAUUCCCCAUUGGUGGACGACCUAUCCAUGCUGAGCUAGGGCAGAAAGUAGAUUUAACACCGAACAAGACCGAAGACCCUGAAGGUUUUUAUUCGACAGACUAUUAUACCAACCAGUUGAUUAAGUAUUUCGAAGAGCGAACGGAGGAUGAGAAGUCGAAACCAUUCUUCUCGUUCCUACCAUACACUGCGCCCCAUUGGCCUCUGCAGUGCUCCCGCGCACAGCGUGAUAAAUACAAGGGAGUCUAUGAUGAUGGCCCAUACGCCCUUCGUGAGCGCCGACUUGAGAAGCUCGUCGAAAUGGGCAUUAUCGACGAAGCGAUCGUUCCGCAUAAAGUAGAGACGAGUAAAGUAGGGGCCGAAGAAUGGGAUGCCUUCACCCCAGAAGAAAAAAAGCUCUCAAUCCGUGCGAUGGAGACAUACGCAGGCAUGGUCGACUCUAUCGAUGUGAAUAUUGGCAAAGUCAUCGAAUAUCUGAAGAUGACAGGCGAGUACGACAACACCUUUGUCGUUUUCAUGAGCGACAAUGGGGCAGAAGGAGCGGCAUUGGAAGCUGCCCCUGUCUUAGGUACAGAUAUCAAGUCUGCGAUCCACAAAUAUUAUGACAAUUCAUACGAGAACAUCGGUGCUUACAACUCAUACACGUGGUACGUCGCGCUGGCAAGUUAUGAAAGAAGAGCAGCUAACUGUAAUAGGCUUGGUCCUCUAUGGGCCCAGGCAUCGACCGCACCCUCGAGGCUCUUCAAAUGUUUCCCAUCCCAGGGAGGUAUUUUAGUUCCCUGUGUAAUCAAGCCUCCCGCAAGUAGCUUUCCCCAAUUAUCACCAGGCUCGUUAAGUCGAUCCUUUACAACGGUCAUGGAUUUUGUUCCCACAUUUCUUGAUUUGGCGGGUGUAUCUUUACCGCCACCGGUUACCAACGGCACUCGAGCGAUGACCAAAUUCCGCGACAGGGAUGUGCACGCCGUCCGAGGCACUUCGUGGGUACCAUUUUUCGAUCGUGGGGAAAGCGUUGAGGACAAUGUGAACUGGGCAAUUCAUUCUUCUUCAGAGCCUAUUGGAUGGGAGCUCUCUGCUCGUGGAGCAUUGCGCAAAGGUGACUGGAAGAUUGUGCAUUUUGCGAAGGCACAAGGAGGUGCUGGAGAGGGGGAUGAUGGAUGGGAAUUAUUUAAUAUCUCACGGGACCCGGGAGAGACGAAUGAUUUAGCGCAGGAAGAGCCAGAAAAGUUCCAGGAACUAUUAGAUUGCUGGGAUGAGUACGUGAUCGAGUGUGGGAUUGUUUGGGGGGAAAAGGCUGUGGCGCCAGGGUUGGGCGAAGAUGAAGCACCAGAGCUGUGGGAGGAUGAAAUGGAGCUGCAAAAGUGCUGGAUGGAGGCUCGUGGGGGAGCUCGGCCUAGUUGCUAG
Molecule: messenger RNA, 1875 nt
Organism: Penicillium waksmanii
Lineage: Eukaryota; Fungi; Ascomycota; Eurotiomycetes; Eurotiales; Aspergillaceae
Product: arylsulfatase
Exons: 7
Coding region: 1-1875 (624 amino acids)
Molecular function (GO): arylsulfatase activity
Source: RefSeq, a predicted model, not a curated record